This is a messenger RNA of Cercospora beticola, 2372 nucleotides long. RefSeq lists its product as uncharacterized. Lineage: Eukaryota; Fungi; Ascomycota; Dothideomycetes; Mycosphaerellales; Mycosphaerellaceae. The record is from RefSeq and is a predicted model, not a curated record.
CUGCCUCUGUAGAACACGCACGCCGUACCUGCAUCGCACUUGCCGCUCGCGACAGUCACGCCCGCCAGGCACCAGCUCCUCGACCGUCGCGUCACUAGACCGCGACGCACGACACGCUCAAAGCACACGUGCGAGACAGCCAUCGCCCGACGUCCCAGACAGCCCGCGACACGCAGCGCAAACGAUCAAUCCAUACCAGAUCCUGUCUCAGAUCCCACCAUCUCCUCUGCUCUCCCGUCUUCCAUUCACCCCCUCCUGUGACCUGUUGCCGGGCUUCACUCUUGGAAGCCCGCAAUCCUCCCUCCCGUGAAUGAUAGUCCCCGCAGAUAUGACCUCGCGGCAGCACUAUCUCGACUCGCACCCGAGCCUCAACGCCAGCAUGGACGACUUUGAUGCGCGCGAAUUCUCUCCCACGAUUCCGGACAUGCCGUCGCAACACUCCGGCUUCCGCAGCAAUGGACACUCAGAAUACAGCGAAGCGAGCUCACGGCGAAGCUACUCACCUCCAGCAUGGCGCAAAGCAGGCAGCGGCUGGUUCAAGCACCAAGAAGCACUCUCACCGAAUCGCAAUGGAUAUAGGAGCAAGGACACGAGCCCGCUGUACCAGAGCGCGGACGAAGAAGGGGAUGAUGGCGAUGCGACCGCGUACAGGACAGCCAGGCGCAUACCGUUACCCGAGUCGCCCGUGAAAGGUCGCAGUCCCAGAGUCACUCCAGAGCCUGCUGGAAUACUCGCAGCAGCGGUGAACGACAAAGGAAGGCGCGCAUCGAGCACCGUACGGCAUCCGAGUGAGGAGACACAACGACCAGAACCAGAGCCAGAAUCACCCGGCGCAGAAACACCCACACAGAAGAAUUAUAUCCGCUUCUCGACAUCGCUUGAUGUUGUACAACGGACAGAACCCAUUGAAGCAAUGGUACGGAGCGUUCGACAGACGGUACAUCACGUCACAAAGUCGAAAUACAACACACUAUUUUAUGGAGUCAUGUCACUCGUACUUUACUGGAUCAUGUUAAAUUUGCUAUCGGCCCCGAUACAACCUCCCUCUGUCGAUCUCAUCAAGGUGGCGGGCCUGGCCAAGUCCUUCGAGCCUAGCAUAUACUACUCCGAAAACGGACAUGCGCAGAUCGAGCAAUUACAAGAAACUAGCGUAGCAGUGUGGGAUCUGGGAGAAAGCGUUCGAAGCACCAACAUGACCUCCGCUCCGCAAAUCGUCAACCAACUAGACUCAUUAUCCGAUAGCUUCAAGGAGCUGGCGCGAGAGAUGACGAGCUUCUUCACAUCAGUGGACUCAGAUAUCGAUGCGAUUCUGAUCGUGAUGGAAUGGGCACAACGAGAGCUCAGCACAAUAUCGAGCGAACCACCAAGCACGUUAAGCUCAGUCUGGUCUAACGCGCGUAAUCUGCUUUCACGAGUGGGAGUUGACACUGACAGCAAAUUUGUGCAAGAACUGCUCGGCAUGACCUACCAGCAACGAGCGAGAGCCACACUGGAGCGCACAUUUUACGAGUUCCUCGGCGUCCUUGAAGAAAGUAUCAACAAUGAGCUCACCCACUCGAUCGCUCUCUUUCAACUUUUCGAAGCGGUCGACAAACAAUUCCUCAACCUCCAACGUACCGUUGUGCGUGAACAGGAUCAGCAAGAGCGAAUGGAGAACGACUUCCUUGGCAGCCUUUGGACGAAAGUCAUUGGCGUCAACGCGUCCAAGUUGCGCAAAUACGAGAAGAACAAGAACCUCCUACACUCCGUCCGCGAGCGCACAGUACGAAACAAGCAUGUUCUGGUAGACCACAAUCAACGUCUCGAGCAGCUCAAGUCCAACUUGGAAAUUUUGCGCCGGAGGCUAGUCAGUCCACUGGUGCGAUCAAGCAACUCCAGCACGAUCACGAUCGAUGAUCAAAUCAAGGGACUAGAGACGACAUAUCAACAGCUCAAAGGCAGUCGAGAUGUACAGAAGAGAAAGAUGAUGGAGAUGCUAUAUGGCGCAGGAACGAGAAAGGUCACGUUGACAAGUGGCGUGGGCAGUGACAGAGAGAUCGAAGGUGGCAGUGGUUACCGAUGACGAGAGGGGCGAAGCUGAAUGCUAGGGAUAUGUGAGAUGCUUGGAACUGUUUCCUGGCGCCCUGGAUGGAACUGACGACGACAAGAGACCGAGGAUGUUGGCAUACGACUGGCGCAAUUGGCGCGCACUUGGUGAGGUGGAAUGUCUUGACGCUGAUUGAUAUGCUGGAUACCACGCACCUUUUUUGGGAAUAGGACUGGGUUGCACAGGAUGGGUUUGGGACACGGAACAUGGGGUUAUGGGGACAGGGAAGGCAGGACAGCACGGACGGAAUGAUCUUUCUCUUAUUUGUUCGUAGGCAGCUAGAUGG